Molecule: messenger RNA, 1202 nt
Organism: Tribolium madens (black flour beetle)
Lineage: Eukaryota; Metazoa; Arthropoda; Insecta; Coleoptera; Tenebrionidae
Product: odorant receptor 85b-like
Exons: 7
Coding region: 1-1140 (379 amino acids)
Biological process (GO): sensory perception of smell; detection of chemical stimulus involved in sensory perception of smell
Cellular component (GO): plasma membrane
Molecular function (GO): odorant binding; olfactory receptor activity
Source: RefSeq, a predicted model, not a curated record
AUGGCAAAAGACUCGUCCCCAGUUUUACAAAAAAGUAUCGAAAUCAUGAAAAAUCUGCAACUGUGGCCUCAAAAUGAACAAACAAAUUUACGUCGACGCUAUUUAAUUGUUAUUCUUCUCUGUUCCCCUUUAACCGUAGGACUAGCAGCACACCUCAUUGUGUGUUUAAAAGAUAAUCUAGACGUAGACUUAAGUGCAAACAUUGCUGUCUUAUCUGCAGUCGCAGGCUUGACCUAUAUGCUCAUCGUAUUCGUCUGGAGCCACGAUAAACUUGUCCAUCUUCUGGCAAAACUAGGUACCCAUGAAAUAUUUGGCGCCCCUGAUAAUUUCAAAAAACGCAGUGGAAGGCUCAACUUAUAUUCUAGAUUGUAUUUAUACUAUGCUGAUGGUGGGCUCCUAGUUUACGCAUUAUGGCAAAUCGUAGAAAUGCCUGAAUGUCGUAAACUGAAUCAAGAAAAAGGUCUAAGUGAAAUUUGUGGUUUGAUUGUACCCUUUUGGGCACCAUUUAAUAUCGAGUGGUUCCCACUAAAACACAUUAUCUGGAUUAAUCAACUCUUUGGACUUUAUAUUAUUAUUACGGGAGGUGCAGCGGUUUCAAUGACUACAUUUGAAGUAGCUCAGUAUAUCUGUCUCAAAAUUAAGCACCUUAACAGACUUUUGAGAGAAGCUUACGACGAUCCUCGGGAGGAAGUCAUAGAAAACAAGCUCCUACACUGCAUUCGUUAUCAACAACAUAUCAUCAGAACAAAUGAACUGUUUAAUGUCUGUUACAAACACUGCAAUGGAUGCUAUGUAGUCAUGGUGGGAAUCAUAAUUGCCAGUCUUUUAAACCAAAUUCUAAAAGAAAAAAGCGUUGGAGCUGUGAUUCAUUUUGCAGGAUGGAUAUGCAGCUUUUUUAUCUGUUGCCAUGCUGGUCAGGCUGUUCUCUCAGAAAGUUUGACCGUCCCACAAGCAGCUCUGAAUUCAAAAUGGUACGAAGCACCACUCAAAUCACAAAAAGAGUUGCUUUUGCUCUUGGUCCGCUCUCAAAAAGCUUUCAACCUUCAGGCAACUCCUGUGGGAAUUAUGUCUUUUGACCUUUUUAUUACAUUACUAAAAACUUCAUACUCUUAUUUCACUCUUUUGCACCAAUCCACGUAAGAACGCUUAUCUGGAAGAUUAAUUAGGAAAAAUAAAUUAGUGUUUGUUUGCCUGUAGUUGAC